This is a messenger RNA of Protopolystoma xenopodis, 1005 nucleotides long. The record is from the annotation of a GenBank genome assembly. Lineage: Eukaryota; Metazoa; Platyhelminthes; Monogenea; Polystomatidea; Polystomatidae.
AUGAGCCUGCCUCUCGUCUUACUGGUCCUUGUGCCGGCCGUCACUCUGUUCGGCCUGGUCGGCAACGGGCUGUUGCUGAGGCGGGUGCUGAAGAGCCGAGCGCCCUACCGGCCGCUCCACGUCGCCCAGACGGUGCUCGACGUGUUCGCCCUCCUCCUCCAUCUCGGCACCAUGUUCGAGCUCAGCCUCGACGCCGCCAACGACUCCAGCUUCUUGUGCCGCGUCUACGCCUCCCGACUCGCCUUUUGGCUCAUGCUCGACGUCCGCGCCAUGCUCAACUUCUACAUCGGCAUGCGCUACUUUCUCGAUCUGCUGUACCAAGCCGGCCAGCGCCCAGCCCUCGUCACCAACCUACACUUGGUCUACGGACUGCUGGCCGGCUGUACGGCGAUCGUGGCCGGCGUCGGCUACUCGGCCACGGCCGAUCAUCAACCCGAUCGCGACGUGUGCAGUGACGUCUGCCUGUCGUGCCAAGAGGACACGAUCUUCUCGCGGCUGGCGCGAAUCUGUUUCGCGGUCGCCAGGACGUUCACUUUCCUUGCUCCCGUCUUGGGCAACAUUGUCGUCUAUCGGCUCGUCUUGUUGUGUCUGCGGGACACGGACGCAUUCCAAUAUCGGAUGGCCUAUUUCGAGGUGAAGCGGACACACAUUUUCGACACGUGGUUUCUGGCCGUCACGCAAAUGCCGCGCCAUUUGGUCGCGCAACUGCAGAUCUUCUUCGGCUCCUCACACAUGCCCGGCCGAGGGCCUCUGUUCGCGGUGAUCGCCGGCGUCAGCCUCGUCUAUCCUUUGCUCUAUCCUUGGUUCGGCGUCUUCUGGCGCAACUAUUUCGCCGAGGUCUACCUGCCGACUCGGCCCGUCAAAAGGGGAAAAACGGAUGACGACGACGAGGAUGAUGAUGAUGAUGAUGAUGAUGAUGAUGAUGAGUGGGAGGAUGAUGACGAGGAGGAAGAGGAAGAGGAAGAGAGAGUGGUGGUAUUGAAGACUAUAAAGUUGAAAAAAUGA